AGCCACUUUGUCGUCGAUAUGAAGAAGAAUCGCUCCAAGGCUGCUCACCACGCUUUCCUGCAAAGAGUUGACGCUGAAUACAGGGAAAAGCUGGCGAGGAAAGCUGAGAAAAGGAAAGUGAAAAAUGAGAAGAAAAUUGAGGCUAAAAUGGACGUCGAUGCGGUGGAUGAUGAUGAUAUUGAUCUGAUCGAUGACGACAUGGUUAAGAAUAAAAGGCCUCUGUCAACUAGGGACAAGAUGGCUAAAAGGCGUAGGGAAAGGCGAGACCGGCUGAAAAUAAAAGUCGUACAUGGCAGCGAUAGUAAAAUGAGGGAUGAUGACGAUAAGAAGAAUAAGAAGAAGUCUUUGGCUAUUAAGAAAGAUAUUUCUAAGGUUGGCCGAUAAAGAUACGGAUGAGGUCCGGUUGUGUACUACUGCUACUACUUCAUCAACAACAACGUAAUACGCCUGUUUCUAUUAC
Perkinsus marinus ATCC 50983 is the source of this 460-nucleotide messenger RNA. RefSeq lists its product as hypothetical. The coding region runs from base 19 to 384 and encodes 121 amino acids. The record is from RefSeq and is a predicted model, not a curated record. The transcript is spliced from 3 exons. Lineage: Eukaryota; Perkinsozoa; Perkinsida; Perkinsidae.